AUGUCUACAGAAUUAAAAGAUACUAAUGGAACUAUCGCUAAACCAACAUUAGAUUCAACUCCUCAAUCAACCGAUGAAUCAAUUGAAAAAAUUCAACAAUCUAUAACUUCAACAAAACUUACUUCUGAUCAAUUAAAGAAAUUAAAAUCAUUAAUUGAUUCAAUACCUGAAAUUUUACAAAAAUUAGAUAAUCCAGAAUAUGAUGAAAUAUUUGGAUAUAGAAUAAAUACAAAUGAAAAACCACACGUAGAUUAUUCCAUAAGAAAUGAAAUUUUAUUAAAAUUUUUAAUAGCUGAUAAAUAUGAUUUGACAUUAACAAAAGAAAGAAUUAUAAAUUGUUUAAAUUGGAGAAAUGAAUUUCAACCAUUAAAUGCAGCAUUUGAAGAAAAAUUUGAUAUUGAAUUAAAUGAAUUAGGUUUAAUUACAGAUUUUAAAACCACCACCAAGUCAAAUUUAAAAAUUAUAACUUGGAAUUUAUAUGGAAAUGUUCGUAAUCCAAAACGAAUAUUUGAAAAAUUUGGAGAUAAUAAUAAUAGAAAUUUACCAGGUAGUCAGUUUUUAAGAUGGAGAAUUGGAUUAAUGGAAAAAUCUUUACAAUUAAUUGAAUUUACUGACCCAACCAACAACAAGAUUGGUCAAAUUCAUGAUUAUAAUAAUGUAUCAAUGUUUAAAAUUGAUCCAAAUAUGAAAAAAUCAACAAAAGAAAUUAUUGAAAUUUUUUCAUCGAAUUAUCCAGAAUUAUUAUCAACUAAAUUCUUUAUAAAUGUUCCUUUGAUUAUGGGUUGGGUUUUUACAUUUUUCAAAACUAUAAGAGUUAUAAAUGAAGAUACAUUAAAAAAAUUUCAAGUUUUAAAUAAUGGUGAUUUAACUUCUUAUUUACCUAAAUCGGAUUUACCUAAAUCAUAUGGUGGUGAUUUAAAAGAUAAAACAAUUUUUAAUUUAGAUAUUAGUGAUAAUAUUAAAUUAAGUGAAUAUGGUGAAAUUAUUUUGAAAAAUGUUGGAGAUUAUGAAAUUCAACAUAAUAAUGAUGAUGUAGAAUAA
Lodderomyces pseudojiufengensis is the source of this 1041-nucleotide messenger RNA. It is a transcript of the gene SFH5, whose product is annotated as Sfh5p. The transcript has a single exon. Bases 1 to 1041 code for a protein of 346 amino acids. Lineage: Eukaryota; Fungi; Ascomycota; Pichiomycetes; Serinales; Debaryomycetaceae. Gene Ontology annotation, molecular function: phosphatidylinositol transfer activity. Gene Ontology annotation, biological process: Golgi to plasma membrane protein transport; regulation of exocytosis. Gene Ontology annotation, cellular component: cytosol; plasma membrane; cortical endoplasmic reticulum. The record is from RefSeq and is a predicted model, not a curated record.